AAAACUACCUCCCCCUGUGGUCCAUACUUUUAUUCUUCAAUGUCCGUCAAGAAACAUCAAGCCCUCGACAAUCAUUCUUAUCAUGUGUACUGCUCCGCAUAGUCCUAAUUGCAUCAGUACAAUGCACACAUUGACUACACGUCACUGGGAAAUCUAAACAUCUGUGCCCGCCUUUGCGAGGUCCUCUGAACCGUCGACGCCGUCACCGUCACCCUCGUGGCCGCCAUCUCUGAUUCCCAUGCCACUCGUUAACAGGACAAUCGUUUCUCUCGAACUGCGGCAGGAAACCAUAUUCAACCGUCAUCUGCGACGAGUACUCGUUGACCAUUCUGCUGUCCUGUCAAAGAUUGCACCUCCAGGAGUUUGUACUUGCCUCGACUUCCAUGUUCUACAUGUUUGAACAUCCAAAGAUCCAAGUCUUUUUGGCCUGCUCUCAUACGCACCGAUGCACUGAUUGAUGCUAAUCGAACCUUGUACUACGGUGCUUUGACUGGUGUUCUGACGACUACAACCAACCUUUUCUGCGCCCUCACCCACACUUUCUCCGGGUGGCAAACUCGAUUCUCUGCCACUGACCCGUUCAGUGAAGAAUGCUAGAGCUAUAUGCCGACGGACACAACCUCAGACCCGACCGGUCGCUUCCCUCACUCGUCGCAGCCACCCGCUAUCCAUAGUUCUACUCAGUCACUCAAGCGUCCUUCCCAAGACUCCAGAACAACUUCUCCUUCUGUUGACAGACCCGUUCGGAAACAAGCAAGACACUCCUCCGCGACCGCGCCUCAUGCUCUCAGUCAAGAUGAAAUAACACACCGAGUGCUCGGAAGCCAGGAUGAUGAAGGGAAAGAGGUGGAAGAAGCCCACACUACAACCCUCCAACACGACCUGUCGCCAACCAGUCGGGGGCCGGUAUCGCUGCUCGAGGCCACCGCGACUAUUCUGAGUCGAGGGGAGAGCAUGACACCCACCAGAGAGCCAGUACUCGGGCGAGGAUUUGUGGGUAGCUCCAUACCAAUUCGGUCCUCGUCUCAUGGUACACCUGUCGUGAAUGAACAAGUUUCGGGGCCAAGGCAUCGCGCUCCCUCAGACACAAAACCAUCGAGCAGCGCACAGCUUCUACAUUCGGUUGCCCUCGUCGAGUACUUGCAAUUGGAUGAACGUCCUACGCUUGUGGUGGACAUCGAUGAUGCAUCAGAUUCCAGGAAUGGCCUUCGAAUCUUGUUCGCCAACACAGCCUUGAAAUCUCGUGGCUCAUUAUUCGACCAUGUUCAAGGGCGUUCAGAAGAUUCUACGCUUUUGUUGGAUCUCGGCACAUCUUUCAACGACUUCAAAUCAUGGGUCUUGGUCCCAGCACCAGGGCUAGACAUCGUAUCAAAGUUCCCCUUUGCAGGACUUCUAUGGCAGGCCUCCUUGAUUCGGAGACGGCUUAAGGUGAUUCAUGGUUAUCCACAUACCUUUUCACCACCUGCCACGACUGAGAAGAGCUCGCGUAUUAAUAUGCAACAAUUCCAAGGUCUGGGUUCCGCAACAUCAUCUGCCACUGCGCGAGGCGAGCUCACAUCAACGAGCUAUUUCGAUAUUUCUCCAAGGCCGAGUACACACAUUCCACGGACGAUUGAGGAUUUGGCGAUAAGCAUGUCCAGGGGAUCUCCAAACACAUCUGAUUCAGAUUCUUCUGUUCCUCCCAGCGAAAUGGAGUACACUAACGGUCCUUCUGGUCCAUUUUCUCCGGGCAGGACCCAGAGCGCUAUUCCCCUUGCUCGGACCGACGAAGAUUCUGCAAUGACAGUCCCACUGCAAGAGAAAAGCUGUUUCGACUGGACACGUCUGCCUAUGUCGCCCUCACUCCCACCCCAUGUGCGAUUUGCUCGCGGGGUCGAUUGGGCAAAGACUAGCCUCGGGCCCAUUGAGAACUGGUCUGCUGACCUUCGAGGCAUGUGUAAUCUGAUCAUGGCCAGUCCUCACCCAUCAGCCAUGUAUUGGGGAACCGAUCAUAUUGCCAUCUACAAUGAAGCUUACAUUCUGCUUGCUGGUCAAAAGCACCCUAAGCUUAUGGGUUCUCGUUAUCGAGAUGCCUGGAGUGAAAUUUGGGAGCCACUGGAAGCUGUGUUUGAGAGUGCCUUCAAGGAUGCUCAAGCCACAAUGAAAGACGACGACUGUCUCUUUCUCACUCGCAAUGGUUUCCUGGAGGAGACCUAUUUUUCUUGGUCAAUCAUACCGUUGAUUGGAAGUGACGGGAGUGUGAUCGGUCUUUACAAUCCUGCUUUCGAAAAAACUCGACGAAAAAUCGCUGAGCGAAGGAUGCUCACACUUCGAGAGAUCGGUGAAUGUACAGGUACGGCAAGAAAGGUAUCACAGUUCUGGGGCCUGUUACUGGAAGGGCUAAAAUACAAUGAAUAUGACGCGCCAAUGGUUAUGGUUUACUCUCUCAUGGAUGAUUCCUCUGAUAGCGAGGUGAUUUCAUCUGCUUCAAGUGGCGGCGCGUCGAACAAGGUCUGUUACUUGGAAGGCACGCUGGGGAUUCCUUCAGAACAUAAAGCCGCACCACAAUCCGUUGACAUGAAGACCGGGACAGCAGGCUUUGCAGCUGCCUUCCGACAAGCCUUAACAGCCGACAGACCAGUUGUCCUUCGUGUAGAUGACGGGACCCUAGCGCCGGAGAUGCUGGAUGGUAUCGAGUGGCGCGGGUUUGGCGACCCUUCCAACAUCAUUGUCAUAUCCCCAAUCCGACCUACUACGGGCGAGUCAACCUUGGGAUUUCUUGUUAUGGCGACGAACCCGAGAAGACCAUAUGAUGAAGACUAUGAUCUUUUUGUGCAGCUUCUAGGACGACAAUUAGCAACCUCAAUUGCGUCGGUAGUUCUCUUUGAAGAUGAAAUAAGGAAGGGCGAGAAAGCGGCUCGAUUAGCCGCUCAAGACCGAAUCGAGUUAAAUAAUCAGUUGGUUGCAAAGACACAACAAGCAGUAGAAGCAGAGAACAAGUUCACCAGAAUGGCAGAGUUGGCGCCGGUUGGCAUGUUCAUCGGCGACACUGAAGGCAAGAUCAACUUUGCCAACGAUGCAUGGUACAAGAUUACCUCGUACACACGCGAUGUUUUGGUGGAUGCCGAGUGGAUCAAGUACGUUGUCGAUGAAGAUCAGGUCAAGGUGCGUGAAGCGUGGAAGAGCAUGGUGGAUAAGAGGUCCGCAAUAUCGAUGGAGUUCCGUUUCCGAAGACCAUGGCGAGAUAAGAUUGGAAACACUGGUUCAACCUGGGUUCUGAUGAGCGCAUCCCCAGAACGAGAUGAGGACGGACAGGUUCAACGCAUCUUUGGGUCGAUGACGGAUAUCAGUGCGCAAAAGUUUGCCGAGAAGCUCCAGACUCGCAGAAUGGAAGAGGCUGUCGAACUCAAAAGACAGCAGGAGCGAUAUAUCGAUACCACGUCACACGAAAUGCGCAACCCACUAUCUGCGAUUCUUCAAUGUGCUGACUCAAUCACCAGCUCCUUGACCGAAAUGAUUGAAGCAGACCAGUGGACUUCGGCGCAGCGAGAGACUAUCGAUCUCACGAUUGACUCAGCUCAGACGAUAACUCUGUGUGCUCAGCAUCAAAAGAGAAUAGUCGACGAUGUUCUUACUCUUUCCAAACUUGACUCCGCGAUGAUGGCUGUUUCACCUGCAGAUACACAGCCGAUGAGUGUGAUUCACAAAGUUCUCAAAAUGUUCGAAGCAGAACUAAAGACAAAUGAUAUCAAGUUAGACGUCAACAUCGAUACCUCCUACGCAGGCCUGCACGUGGAGUGGGUGCGACUCGAUCCUCAUCGGCUUUCACAAGUCUUGAUCAAUCUAAUGACCAACGCUAUCAAGUUCACAGCAACGCAAGAGAACCGCACAGUUCGGAUGCACGUAGCGGCGUCGAAUUCCCGGCCUUCACAAGAAGACAAGUGGCGGUUGACUUACAUCCCAUCUUCAACUCCUAAAGAGAAAGAUGUGACUGCAAGUGCAGAAUGGGGUUUAGGAGAGCCUAUCUAUCUCCAUUUUGCUGUACAAGACACCGGAAGGGGCCUGAAUGACCUGGAGAAAAAGCAGCUCUUUCAGCGAUUCUCGCAAGCCAGUCCUCGCACGCACGUCACCUAUGGUGGUUCUGGAUUGGGACUAUUCAUUUCGAGACAGCUUGUCGAGCUCCAGGGAGGUGAGAUCGGCGUCGCAUCGGAAACCGGGAAGGGGAGUGUGUUUGCUUUCUACGUCAAAGCCCGCAGAUGUCAGCGUCCCGAUGGUGCAUCGGAAGACGAUCAAGCUUGGCUACGAAAAGGCUCCAAGUCAUCGCUGAUGUUGACACUCAACAAUCACACUCACCCACCGUCUCAGACGUCUCAGAAUCCUGUCAUCCCAGCAUCGCUGAGAAGCCCGGUUCUCAGGAGCUCCCUCCAUGUGCUCGUCGUCGAGGACAACCUGAUCAACCAGAAGGUCUUGGCUACUCAGUUGCGGAAGAUUGGCUGCGAGGUUUAUGUUGCAAAUCACGGCGGCGAAGCCAUUGAACAGAUCCAAGAAUCCAAGUUCGACCGAAGGCACAUCAAGGACGGCAUAGACAUCGACAUUGUGCUGAUGGACUUGGAAAUGCCCGUCAUGGAUGGCCAGACGUGUGCGAGGAGACUCCGCGAGAUGCAAGAGUCGGGAGAGCUCGUCGCGCAUAUUCCAGUCAUAGCUGUCACGGCCAAUGCGAGGGCGGAGCAAAUCGAAAUGACGUUGAAGAGCGGCAUCGACGACGUCGUCAGCAAACCGUUCCGCAUCCCCGAGCUUCUUCCCAAGAUGAAGGACGUGAUUGCGAGGGUCUCAAAGACUCAGGACGAAGGAUAGCUUCCGUCGUUGUUGGGUGAGUUGUCAGCUCGAGAUCGAUUCGACCCGCCGCUAUCCACGAAAGGGCGAUAUUCCCGCAAUAGAGUGUUUGGCUCUGAGAAUGUCUGGCCCCCUCCCAUGUCACCCAACAGAGCGAGAAGGACGCAUUCCCAUCACAUUGCACCUCGACUGUGAGACACGGUGGGCACUUGGUUGAAUUGCCUUUGACGAUAAUCACGCCAAGGCAGUACAAAGUCGUGACAAAGGUCGGUACGAACAAAGCUUGAGUUGAUACCUAAAGAAAGUGGGAGCCGAGUAUGCAUACAUACACAUGACGUAUGACGGGACGGCGGAGAGGUCCAGCCUCGUCGAUAUCCGAAGAGUUGGGCAAAUGGGAGGGGACAGACGUAACAUUAAUUUUCCUUGGAAAUGAACAACACUCAACCCCCGUUGAGAGGCGGUGAGAGUGUGCGAUGCAGACACGACGAGUCCGGAGAUCAUGAGAAAUGAAGGGAACGUCCGCACCAAAAGACACGCGAUGGAGAUAUACGGUAUACAGCAGACCCAAAUAUAUUCCCCCUUAUAGCAUCUAUCAACGUAUCACUAUCCAUCAAACGGACAUUUCAUACGUACACCUAGUAUAG
Messenger RNA from Exophiala oligosperma, 5456 nucleotides. RefSeq lists its product as uncharacterized. Gene Ontology annotation, biological process: regulation of DNA-templated transcription; phosphorelay signal transduction system; phosphorylation. NCBI's taxonomy places the organism in Eukaryota, Fungi, Ascomycota, Eurotiomycetes, Chaetothyriales, Herpotrichiellaceae. The transcript has a single exon. Gene Ontology annotation, molecular function: phosphorelay sensor kinase activity. The record is from RefSeq and is a predicted model, not a curated record. The coding region runs from base 604 to 4833 and encodes 1409 amino acids.